Pygocentrus nattereri (red-bellied piranha) is the source of this 2803-nucleotide messenger RNA. RefSeq names its product visual system homeobox 2 (gene vsx2). Gene Ontology annotation, molecular function: DNA-binding transcription factor activity, RNA polymerase II-specific; sequence-specific double-stranded DNA binding. Lineage: Eukaryota; Metazoa; Chordata; Actinopteri; Characiformes; Serrasalmidae. Bases 149 to 1294 code for a protein of 381 amino acids. The record is from RefSeq and is a predicted model, not a curated record. Gene Ontology annotation, cellular component: nucleus. The transcript has 5 exons. Gene Ontology annotation, biological process: regulation of transcription by RNA polymerase II.
UGAUUGGCUGCUGAGUUUGGGAUAAAAGGGGAAUUAGAGCUCUGCUCGGCUCUGCUCCGCUGUGCUGUGUUGGGCUCUGCUGUGCUCACGGGGGAGCGGAGCCGGAGUGUGUGUGUGUGUGUGUGUGUGUGUGUAUUCUCACUGCGGUAUGACGGGGAAGGAAGGGGCCGUGCUCGCGGAGAGCGGCGCUAAAACGAACGGCGCCAGCGCCAAGAGCCUGAGCGCGCACACGCAGCCGCGCUGCACGGGCUUCGGCAUCCAGGAGAUCCUGGGCCUCAAUAAAGAACCAUGCUGCGCUCCGCGCGCCGCGCUGGACACCAGCCCCGCCGCGCACCUGCUGACCGCCAGGUCCAUGCAGGGUCACGCAGCUGCAGUGGCCGGUAUGGGGGUCGGAGUUGGGAUCGGGGUGGGAUUACUCGGUCCUGGAGGUAUUCCGUCCUUCUACAGCCAGCCUGCCUUCCUGGAGGUGCUGUCAGACGCACAGAGCGUCCACCUGCAGCCCCUCAGCAAGACAGUGGCGCAGCUGGACACCAGCCAGUCCGCCAGCUCAGACUCAGAGGAGGUCUCCUCCAGUGAGAGAAAAAUCUCCAAAUCAUCACUGAGCCAGAGCAAGAAGCGCAAGAAGAGACGACACAGGACGAUAUUCACCUCCUAUCAGCUGGAGGAGCUGGAGAAGGCCUUCAAUGAAGCUCACUAUCCUGAUGUUUACGCCAGAGAGAUGCUGGCCAUGAAGACGGAGCUGCCCGAGGACAGAAUCCAGGUCUGGUUCCAGAAUCGCAGAGCCAAGUGGAGAAAGAGGGAAAAGUGCUGGGGGCGCAGCAGUGUGAUGGCUGAAUACGGCCUGUAUGGGGCCAUGGUACGCCACUCCAUUCCUCUUCCAGAGUCUAUCCUGAAGUCUGCCAAGGAUGGAAUUAUGGACUCUUGUGCCCCCUGGCUACUAGGCGCCUCUCUAAAUCCGAAUCCCCCAACGCUCUUUGCAGGGAUGCACAAAAAGUCACUGGAGGCGGCAUCGGGGGCAAUGAGUGGGAAGCCGGAGGUCUCUCAGCAGCCAGCCAAUCCCAAGGCAGACGAGGGUGAGGCGGAGGACAGGAGGAGCGAGUCGCCCAUGUCCAAAGAAGAACUUAGAGAGAACAGCAUCGCUGCUCUCAGGGCCAAAGCGCAGGAGCACAGUGCCAAAGUGCUGGGCACAGCAUCCUGUGAGAGACUCGAACGCAAAACGGAAUCCACGGCGACAGAGAGAGAGGAGAAGUGCAGCGAACGGUCAGACUCCCGAGAAGAGGAAAAGAGCUCUUAGAUAUGCACUUAAAACCCUUAUUCAAGCCUCAUAGUGUCCCACUGUACCUUCCCUUUGAACAAACCCAGGUCACUUUCUCUUCUGUAUUUUCACAUACCCUGUUGACAAGCAGGAGUUUGGGUCCUCAUAGUAUACCUCGCCAGUAAUAUUCUUCUGUCCUCACUUAGUUCAGAGGUAUUAAUGAAAUUGCAGCUAUUUUGACUGAUUGACAGUGGCAUAUAUCCCUAAAGUGCUGGGGACAAAGCAUGCUACCCUACUGUUUAUUUUUAUUAAUGAUAUACUUGCCACUAAGUGUUAUAGAGUAUUGUAUAAUACGGGAACUAAAUGAACCAACAUCAAGGCAAUUUUGGUGGUAUUAACAGUGGUUUCCCAAGGACUUAGACCAUAGAAUAAUGACAUUUAGGACAUAUCCUCCACUCUUAGAACAAACAGAACAUUCUUCGUUGAAACUUUAAAAGGACCUUUUUAAAGAGGAAUUCCAUCAAUUUUUCAAAAUGUCUUUGUGAUUUGGUCAUUGAAAUAUAAAUAAAGCCAUCCAGAGUGGUUUGACGUGGGGUGGUUAAUCGUAGAGAAACGUACCAAUUCUUGACAGUGGUGUUGACACAAAUCAGGGUUUUCUAUUGUAAUGUUUACAACACAAAUAUAGACAUUUUGUUUACUAUCCAAAAUGUUGCUAAUAGUAAAAUAGUGGUAAGUCUGAAAAAAUGUUUUCUUUGGGAACUAUUUUGCCUUACAAUGCCCUUCUUGUACCUCCAUAAUAAAUUAAAUUAAAAAACAUUGUCAUGUCUAGUUGAACAACUAGAGGGAAACAUUGUGCAUGCAGGCAAAUGCUCUUUUAUUGGACAAGCAGCGAAGGGGAACCGCAGCUCAGAACUAUUCAAGCAGCUGGGAUAGUGGGCAGGUCAUUUUCUCUUUAUUAUAGGCACCAACAUUGGCACCAGCUACCCUAAAGCCAGCUCAGAACAGUAAAAAAUGUCCACAGCAACAUUAACGGGACCCAAGAGCAUAGCACUUCCAAAAGCUCCUCCCCGUGGCAACUUUCAAUGGCAAAGUGUCAAAUACUACAACAUGUCUUAGGCCAAAACCUUAUAUUAAAAUUAUCGUAAAUAAUGACGAUGUCUUAUUGGGCCAUUCAGCACUGUGGAUGUCUGGCUCCUAUCACCACCACUGAACAUUUCUGACUGUAAGUUUCUCAAGAACAGAGCACUUCACUUCAAACCACUCUGAAUAACUCUGUUAAUAUCUAAAAGAAAUUUGGAAACAUCUGUGGAAUUCCCACUUAAAAUAGUCUAAAAGGAUAAGGUGUUUGGUGCAGUUUGUACAAUAUCCUUUUAGAAGCAGUCAGUCGUUGGUUGUAUUAGAAUGUAAUGCUGUAUAUAUUGUAAAUAAAGAUAGCUUGCUACAGUAUUGUUUGAACUAUACUUUAAUGUACUGUAGUCUUAUGUGGGUUUUUUGGUGCGUUAAAUGUAACAUGUUGUUCAGAUUAUUAAAAAAAGUCUGAAAUACUGA